Molecule: messenger RNA, 987 nt
Organism: Brenthis ino (lesser marbled fritillary)
Lineage: Eukaryota; Metazoa; Arthropoda; Insecta; Lepidoptera; Nymphalidae
Source: the annotation of a GenBank genome assembly
AUGGUGGCAGACGAAGCACAAACUUCCUCAGUCCGACAGCCCGAUUCUGAAAGGAACCAACAACUCAAAAUGGCGCCUCCGGGAACAUUUAGUUUCGUGCCAGCAGAGUGGCCGAAGUAUAUAACUAGAUUCAAAAGGUAUAUGAGCGUAUCGGGAAAUGAAGAAUUAAGUGAUAAAAGUAAAAUAGAUUUUCUGUUAUACUCGAUGGGAGAUAAGGCAGAAGACAUAAUUAUUCAAUUUGAUAAAAAUUUAACUUAUACAGAGUUACUUCAGAGUUUUGACAAAUUUUUCUUUCCCAAGAAGAAUGUAAUUUACGAAAGAUUCAAAUUUAACUCAAGGGUACAAAAGGAAGGGGAAGAUUUUGAUCAAUUUGUCACGGAUUUGCAUAAGUUAGCAGAGGGAUGCGAGUAUAACUUGUUAAAAGAAGAACUUAUACGAGAUAGAGUAGUGAUUGGCAUAAGGGAUAGAAAUAUAAGUGACAGGAUGCUCUUAAAAAAUGACUUAAAGCUUGAGGAGGCUAUUCAAAUGGGAAAGCAAGCGGAAAUACAAAAAAAAGAGAGUAUGAUUAUAAGAGAAAAUAAGGAAGAAAGUGAAAUAAAUAGGGUGAAAGUAGGAACAACAACAGCACAAAGAAACAACGAAGAACUACAAUUAAAAGGAAAUUGUUGGUUUUGUGGACAAAAAGACAUCCUAGGAGCAGACAUAAGUGCUAUACCAGACAAUAUUAUAAAAGGAUGUGGACUCUCUAUAGUGAAAAGUGAUGAUGUGAUCAAAGGACCAGAUGGGACAAAAUUAGUGGUUUUGGGAACUACUAAUUUAAAGCUUAGGUAUAAAGAAAAUGUAUAUGAAGAUCAAAAUGAGAUAUUGAUCAAUACAGAUAUAGCAAGCUCGGCGGAGGAUGAAUCUAUAAAUAAUAAUGGAGAGCAAGUUCAAAGAAGAUCUGAAAGACUUGUUAGACGACCUAGAUAUUUAGAUGAUUAUGAGUGU